This is a messenger RNA of Salmo salar (Atlantic salmon), 3895 nucleotides long. The record is from RefSeq and is a predicted model, not a curated record. Lineage: Eukaryota; Metazoa; Chordata; Actinopteri; Salmoniformes; Salmonidae.
AUUAAUAAUGGUUUUUUAUUUUCUUGAUUUAUGUUUGACAAAUAGAAGCUAAUAUAUAUAAGGCUAACUAGCAAAUUCUUAGUAAUAAUUGACACCUAAUACUCCAGUAGUAAAAUGAUCAUCCAUAAUUCUCUCUAAUAUAUGAAUGACUUGUAUGCUAUAGGUAUCCUCUUCUUUACCUUAGUAGAAUCUAAACAUUACAGUUCAUUAUAGGUUCAGUAUUUUCCUAAAUAAAAUUUUAGUAACUGUACUUGCGCUGACUUAGAUUAAUAAUUUUGCUAUCCUAUCAACAGCAAUAUACAAUGUCUGGACAGAGGGCAAAAAAUUAUAUUUUUACGAAGUCAAAAGGAUACUUCCAUAAUUAAUGUAUUGCCCAGAUUUUUGCAAUGCAAGACUAUUGAACCAUUUUCAAAAAGGACGUUUGCAAAGGUAUGAGUGAGAUGGCAUAACUUGACAGGCUGGACUGGAACAUCAAUUAUCCCUAGAAAACAAGCUUAGUACUCUCAAAGAACAAGUUUACCAUCUAGGUUGUCCUCAAUGUAUGUAUCAGUUUUAUAAGGUAAGAUUCUGUAUGAAAUGGUAAGAGAAACAGCCACGAUCAUCCAUCAUAGAAAACCACCGGGGUACGUGCCUCUGCCACUCUCUCAACAGUCUGGAAUAUGAAGGCAGUAUUAUAGUAUGUACUGUAUGCAUGCAGAUCAGCUGUACUCUGAGCUUUAUUAGACCAGAGACAUGGCUCUAGUCUAGAGACACCAUAGAGAAGUGGUUCAGACCUCUCCUUGGGGACCCCCAGCCCUUCCACAACUAGCACACCUGAUUCAACUUGUCAACUAAUCAUCAUGUCCUUGAUUAGGUGAAUCGGUGCGCUAGUUCAGGGCUGCAACAAAAUUGUGAAACAUCUGGGAGUUCCCAGGGAAAGGUUUGAAAACCACUUCCAUAGUGUCUUCAGCCAUGUCCCAGGGCUAGUGCUAAUGUCCUGUAUUCCAACCCUAGAACUGUAGCUAACGGGUGUCUCCUCUGUGGUCUUCCCUCCGACAGCCUCCACCUCACCACGUUCUGCCUGCAGCACAAGCCCACAGUCAUCGCCUGCGUCUGCAUCCACCUGGCCUGUAAAUGGUCCAACUGGGAGAUCCCGGUCUCCACUGAUGGGAAACACUGGUGGGAGUAUCUGGACCGCACCGUCACGCUCACACUGCUGGACGAUUUUGGAGAAGACGCCCAGCAGGCUGAAAAGGAUACGUAACUGGAGGGUAGGUUCUGCUCUCACAACUGGUGCCACGCAAGCUGCCAAGAAGCCCAAGAUAGACAGCCAAACGGGCGACACCUCCUUCCAAGGGACCUCCUCAUUGGACGGCAUCACCGGUGUGGCCGGCAGCAACUCAUUCUUCUCGUCGUCUCUGUCAGACUCUGGGGAGAUGGCUUCACUAGACGACAUGUCUAUCCCGUUCCCUCCCUACCAGGCCCUGGCUGGGGACCACGCUGAGCUGCUGGGGCUGGACCAGGGCCUUGCCUUUCUUCCUCAAGCCAUCCCUUCAAAGUACCCAUCAGGCAAACACGAACACAAAACGGCCAGUGCAGGCAAGCAUCCACAGGCCCUGCCCAAUAACCCCUCGCCCUUCACCCGCCCCCCACAGAAACUCUCCCUGGAUAAGUACAGAGAGAAACAGGCAGCAGACCUGCAGACCAUGCAGAACGGUGUCCGAGAGGAGCAGAGCGGUGUGGACAUGUACCAGUCCCCCGCCCUCCCUCACCACCAGUCCCAUAAAAGACGCUCUGUGCAGGGUGUCCCCCAGCACGGGGACAGCAGGAGGGACAAGGCCAGCUCUAAAAAGACACGAUGUCUCCCACCACAGGCCUCGGCGGUUGAGAACGGCGUUGCGGCCAGCAACGAGGAGCUAAAGAUGAGAAUCAAAGUCUCAGCUGAGAGGGACCAGGGCAGCCAUGUUGGUGUCCCACAGGGCAAAGAGAAGUACAAAGACCACUCUGGCCCCAGCAGACACCCCAAGCACGGCCACUCGCACCCUUAUGCCCUCAGCGGGAACGGCCGAGGGGCCAUCGACCCCGCCCUGGCACUCAGAGUCCUCGGUGGCCAUGGUAGCGACCUGGGGGGCUCCAGUUCCUCCUCCAGGAAACGGGCCAACCCUGACGUCAGUAGUCACAACAACCACCACCACUCUGCUAAGAGCAGCAGGAGUUCCAAAGGUGCCGGAGGCUCCUCCCACUACUCUUCAGACGGUGGUGGCGGCCCGAGGACUGUGGAGCGACACCACGGUGGCCCGGAGGGGUCAAAUGGAGUGCUGGGGUCUAACGGCCAACACACCGACUACAAAGACACUUUUGACAUGCUGGACUCUCUGCUAAGUGCCCAGGGAAUGAACCUGUAAACUCAGAGUUAGUCGUUUAGCCUGGGUGCAGGUUGUUUGGCUCUCUUGCCAACUCUGUCCAAACAUGUUUGGCUUGACAUUUGAGUGGGCAAGACUGGACAAACAGAUCUGGAUAGUAGGCUAGGCAGGAGUUGUUGGAUAGAGAUAAAAUAAUUCUGAAAAAAAAAAAUAGGUUUUUAUGAUUUAAAAAUAAGUAAAAAAUGAUUUUAUAACUUUGAAGUUAUGUGAAAGUAACUUCAUCACCCAGUCAGUCAGUCCUGUCCACACACGGUAAUAAUUACUGAUGCUUUAAGGAUCUUCAGAAAUGUCCACAACAUGAUAUAUACACAGUGCUGUAAUGCUACUUGUCUGCUUGCUAAAAACCCCUAGGAGCCACGUUCACUGGUUCUGUGAUUGACAAAAUUCCAGAUUUUAAUUCUGUUCUUUUAAGAAGAGAGAGAAAGAGAAGUCUGCCUUUUUAUGAGUUAUUUGCUAUUAAUGAUGUGCAUGUUUCAAUCACAUAAGGGAAGAUAGCAGCCUGGUGGAGGUUCAGAGUGUCCACGGAAAUGCGUGUACGUUUUUGUAUGUUAAGAAACAACCUUAUUCCUUGAAAUACUCAGGUCUCAAAACUUUUUUUUAUAUAAAGAACGAAAUAAAUCUUCCUCUCUUGGCGUAAUACCUGUAUCUGUAGAGAUGUAUAACUUUUUGUCAUUUUGUUGGUUGAAGGCUGCAGAAGUACAGCAUCUAUCUUACCGUAGAGGCUGUUUCAGUGUGCUUGUCUUCUAAUGGGAGGACACACAUUGUAUAUGAUGGCAAUCCAACUCAUCACACAUGGCUAGUCAGAGGACAUACAAAGGCCCUUUCCCAGAUCAACACCUCAUAGACCCUAUGGCUGUAUCCAAAAUGGCACCCUAUUCCUUAUGUAGGGCACUACUUUUUGACCAGGGCCCGCAAAGUUCCCAGCUGGGAAAAACACUGGGUCUUGGUCAAAAGUAGUGUACUACAUAGGGAAUAGUGUGCCGUUUUGAGAGACACCCUUAUGCGCUUGUGGGAUCUCAAGUGCUUAGGGUCUAGGGGUGGAUUGGGGACCGGACCAUAUGCUGUCUACUGUCCAACUAAGUGGAUGCCAAAGGCUGUGCCUCUAAAACGUACGGCAGAUUAUUCUAGAGCUAUAAAAGAAGUUUACGUUAUAUCUGCUGUGAAGUGCAUUUAAAAAGAUCUCGGCAUAUUUACAAAAAGCCUUGUGAUUGUAACAAGUCGUCAACAAGUCGCUAUUCUUCAAUAUUGAUAAAUGUCUAAUUAACCAACCGCCAUCCUAUGAAAAUAUCUCUAGAGGUGAUUGUAUAUAGGACUGCAGUUCUGAGUUCUAACUAGCUAGUCGGUUGACUUGUUACACCCUCAGACCACACAUUCUAUUCUGCCAUAACAGUGUAUUAGGAGGUCCUGAAGCGGACACUAUUGAACAAAUCCUUAAUGUGUGUACUGGGAACCCAAAUAAACGUGUAAAACUGUCGUUUUUACACAGGAACACA